AUGCGUGUUUGCUUGACAGCCAUUGCCGCCCUUCUUUUGACUCAGAUCGUUCUUGGUCAAGAUGUAGUCCAAGAUGAUGUUGCUGCUACUACCUCUGUUGAAGUUGCCCCAGAAGGCACUGCUGCUCCAGAAGCUACUGCUGUUCCAGAAGAAGGUGAUGCUCCCGCUGCAGUUGAGAAGAGCAAUGCUGAAUUCCAGCUCUUGGCUGAUUUUGAUGCCACCCCCAUCGAAACCGCUCUCGAACUUGAACAAGAGUUCCAAAUCUUGAGCUGGACCAGCGCCAACCCCAUCAGCACUAAGUCCUUCGUCUUUGAGCUUGAAGCUCCCGCUCAUCUUCUGUUGACUGAUUUCAAGCAAAACGGUGAUUCCUUCAUGGUUUACGAUAACGGCGAGGUUAUUGGUGCCACCAGACCUGCUGUGACCACUGAAGCCUAUGCUGAAACUCCUGAAGACGCUGUUGCCGAUGCUUCGUUCAGUAAGGCUGCUUUCCCUCUUGCUCCUGGUGCUCACAACAUCACCAUUGAGGCUACCUCACCUUUCGAAUUUGGUAGCGCUGCUGUCCGCUUGGUUGCCAACGAACAAUCCUUGUACAAGGAGGAUGAUGAUGACGAGAAGGACGAACACCACAAAAACCACAAGGAUACUCACAGAAAAGGCCAAGGUCUUACAGCUACCGCCUAUGUUGAAGUCUCCAGCAUUGUCACCAAAUGGGUCACCCUGUUUGCUCCUGUCCCUACUCCCAUGGUAGUUCCUAGCAGUCUUCCCAGUGGAAACACUGGGCCGUCCUUCACUUUCGUCGCCACUGUCACAGCUCCAUCAGCUGCCUCAACUGAAGCCUCCUCUACUGAAGCCUCCUCUUCUGCACCCCCUGCUGUAAACACGGUUGUUAUUUAGGUUAAAUCAAACACCAAAUUGACAAGAGGAAUUCGCUCGCCCAAGAAGGCGAAACGAUGACCAUCAUAAAAAACUACGUUUAAAUUCCAACCUUACGCCCGCUCCCUCCGACCUCAACUUGUCUUCUCCAACUCUGAUACCAGCCUUUUCAUACUAGACAGUAGACGCAUUCCUUGUACUGCCGUUUUAAAUAAUGAAUACCAAAUAUUUUAAUUGUUCUAUUUAUCAUGGAUUUGUUUUGACAAUAUGCCCAAGUACGCUCUUCUGCAGCUUACAUUUUGAACAGUCAGUGCAUGAAAUAAGCCGGUUGUUAUUGGCCUAAAAGGCACACCCUU
Messenger RNA from Umbelopsis ramanniana AG, 1229 nucleotides. RefSeq lists its product as uncharacterized. Bases 1 to 894 code for a protein of 297 amino acids. The record is from RefSeq and is a predicted model, not a curated record. NCBI's taxonomy places the organism in Eukaryota, Fungi, Mucoromycota, Umbelopsidomycetes, Umbelopsidales, Umbelopsidaceae. The transcript has 2 exons.